AUGCUCCUUUGUUUGCCUCGGAACUUUUCAAUUGAUUCCUUCAUAACAACUCUUGUUAAACUUCCGAGCUUGAAAGUCCUCACAUUGGUUUCUCUUGGCUUAUGGGGCCCCUUGCCUGGUAAAAUCGUACGCUUGUCAUCACUGGAAAUACUUAAUCUGACUUCAAAUUUCCUGUAUGGCGCCAUCCCUCUGGAGCUUUCAUCUCUAACAACCCUCCAGACGCUUAUUCUUGAUGAUAACAUGUUUUCUGGACCACUUCCGGAUUGGCUAAGUUCACUUCCAGUUUCUGGCUGUUUUGAGUUUGAAGAAGAAUUUGUUCAAUUCAUCUUUGCCGAAUUCCUUGAGUGA
Messenger RNA from Prunus armeniaca (apricot), 348 nucleotides. The record is from the annotation of a GenBank genome assembly. Lineage: Eukaryota; Viridiplantae; Streptophyta; Magnoliopsida; Rosales; Rosaceae.